AUUGCGAUCGUAAUGUUAAAGUGAAAAGUAAAACAAAAUACAAAAAAAAAAAAAGAUAAUGAAUAGACAUUCUAAUAAACCACUAAACGAAACUGAACUAAAAUCCACAAUAUCAACACCACCUCCUCACCUGUCCACGAAUUGAAUUUCUAUAAAAAAAGAAUUCCCACUGUCUGAUCUCAAAUAAAAUCACCACCAGCCAACAGCCAACCAUCCUAAUCUAUAAAUUUCACAGACACAAAAACAAAACAACGAGAAGACUUCUUCCAACUAAAUGCUUGCGUUUCAAGAUUCGUUUCCAAACAACAAAUAAAUUUUCCAAAACAAAAAUUUGCAAAAAAAAAAAAAAAAAAGAAUUGAAACUACAACACGUCUGUAAGUCUAGGAAAAAUCUAGUUUCAAUUUUCUUUUUCUAUUAAAACCCGACGUCUGCCAUUCAGUCAGUCAGACGGUUUUAUUUGAUUUUUUUUGCGUCUCUCUUCCAUCGCUGCUGCAACGAUAAUGAUGAUGACGAUGAUCAUGAAUUAAAAAGAAAACGAAUUACAAAAACAACAUUAGCAUUAGAAGUAGCAGUAGACAACAACAUCAUCAACAAAAGUAGUGCAAUACAAAUACCAGCAACAUAAAAAUAAAGCGCAACAAGAAAAAACAUCAUUGGUAUUGAGGUUCAAAUUGUUUUUGUGCAGAUUUUUCAAAUUCCCUUUUUUGUUGUUUACAAAAUAAAUAAUCCAUGGAAAACUACAACAAAGAAAAAAUGUUCUCUUUUUCCACAACGACAACAACAUUAGCAACAACAUCAGUGGCUGCAACAACAUCAACACCAGCAGCACCGCCACCAACAAAAACAGUAGCAAAUUCUUUAAAGAUGCCUCAAACAGGUGACAGUUUGGUAACACCUAGCAUUUCGUAUGAUUUUGCAGCAGCACAAACACAAACACAAUUUACUGUCACAACAACAACACCAAGUGGAACAGCAAAUGAUCCAUAUGCAACAUAUACAGAUAAUUUUGAUCUAUCACUACUACCUCAGGAUUAUAAUAAUAUAAUAGCAGCAACAGCAACAAUAACGACAAAUACAACACAAACGAAUCUCAUAGAUAAUAUACCUACAACCGUUUACAAUUUCAAUUUGCAACAUUUACAACAAGAUAAAGCCAACUCACUUGCAGUGCCCGACAUAAAAAUCGAACAAACCUGGUCUUCAUGUCCUUCUCUUAACACCAUUAAACAAGAGCAAAUCUAUCAAAGCUAUUUUCCUUUAAAUACGACACAAAAUCAACUGGUACCACCACCGCCCGCUUAUCCCAUACAAAUCUAUCCGUCGCCACAGUCUAGCCCCGCUCAAUCGGAAUACAAUUUUUGCCACACUCAAUACUCCUCAUCGCCCUCGUCCGCCUGCUAUGAAUCGUUAAGUUCAUCGCGUAAUUCUUUGUACAACAUUGCCUCCUCACCGUGUCCCUCAAUUGAUGCCCAAACGAUUAAACAGGAGCAAUUACACAUAUUGCCACCCUCACCACCCGAAUCCAGCUGUGAUACACCCACACCACAGUCCAGCUAUAGCAGUUGUAGCAGUGGUUUCGACUUUAAAUCAGAACCUUUCGAUUCCGAUGUUGAAACGUUUAAUGAUUUAAAUAAAUCACAGUGCAGUGCCACAUCAACAGCAGCCGAUCAUCUGUUAUUGCGUGAAUAUUUGGAAGAUACCACGUUCCAAAAACGACACAAUCUGAAACCUUUGGCUCUGGAGUCGUUUAUUGGUGGCCUGGAAGAGGUUCGUGAUAAUAUCGAACCCGUUAUUUCAUUGGCAUUAGAACAUGCGAAACGUGAAGCUGAUGCUACGUGUGCUAAAUUGCAAAUAUCGCAGGAUCCCUCGGCUUGGUCAGCAAAUCAAGUACACGCAUGGUUACGAUCCACCCUACAACAAUUCGAAUUGCCAAUAAUCGAUGAUAUUGAGAAUAAAUUCAAUGAAAAUGGUGCUGAGUUAUUACAGCUAACUGAAGAUGAGUUUGUCAAAAGGAUACCACAGUGCGGUAGUACUUUGCAUGCUCAAUUGGAAAUAUGGAAACUAACGUAUUCACCAGAAUAUACAAAACAUACAAGUCUAAAUCACAUGCAACAGACCCAUAAUAUGUGGACCAGCAAUAUACUGCAUGCAUACAACAAUGGCAUGGAAGAAGAUACCGAAGAUGAAGAUGAUUUUCUUACCAAUACAAAUAAUAAUACCAAUAAUCACUCCAUGUCCAGUACACAUCAACAAUCCAAUGGUCAGUUUACUAAUAGCGAAGAGGUGACUAAUACAAAUGCUACUGCAAUCACCAACAACAAUGGCAAUAAUAAUACAAAUAAUAGCAACAAUAAUAAUAAUAAUAAUAACACUAAUAAUGAAGUCAAUACCAUAACGCCAGUGAAACGUGCUGGCACCCGCAACGGUGGAUCUCACAUACAUUUGUGGCAAUUUUUGAAAGAACUUUUAGCGGCACCCCAUAUUAAUGGCACAGCCAUACGUUGGAUUGAUCGCAGCAAGGGCAUUUUUAAGAUUGAAGAUUCAGUGAGAGUGGCCAAGUUAUGGGGUAAGCGCAAAAAUCGUCCGGCCAUGAAUUAUGAUAAACUAUCACGUUCCAUACGUCAAUACUACAAGAAGGGCAUUAUGAAGAAGACAGAAAGAUCACAAAGAUUGGUAUAUCAAUUCUGUCAACCAUAUCAUAUGUGAGGUGAAAUUACAACAGCAGGAAAGAAUAAG
Calliphora vicina (urban bluebottle blowfly) is the source of this 2737-nucleotide messenger RNA. It is a transcript of the gene Ets98B, whose product is annotated as DNA-binding protein Ets98B. Gene Ontology annotation, molecular function: DNA-binding transcription factor activity, RNA polymerase II-specific; sequence-specific DNA binding. The transcript is spliced from 5 exons. Gene Ontology annotation, biological process: regulation of transcription by RNA polymerase II; cell differentiation. The coding region runs from base 731 to 2707 and encodes 658 amino acids. NCBI's taxonomy places the organism in Eukaryota, Metazoa, Arthropoda, Insecta, Diptera, Calliphoridae. Gene Ontology annotation, cellular component: nucleus. The record is from RefSeq and is a predicted model, not a curated record.